This is a messenger RNA of Paramecium tetraurelia, 1134 nucleotides long. RefSeq lists its product as uncharacterized. The transcript has 3 exons. Lineage: Eukaryota; Ciliophora; Oligohymenophorea; Peniculida; Parameciidae. The record is from RefSeq and is a predicted model, not a curated record.
AUGAAAAAUAAUGAAUAAAUUAGCUUUGAAAAUGUUGCACUAAAAACAAGCCCUGAAAAUGAAACUGUUGUUGAACUUGAGUUUCAAUAAACACAAUCUGAAACGUAGUUGGAUUAGAUUUUGGAAGAGUAAAGGUUUAAUGAGAUGUUGAAACAAUGUGAACAAAAAAGAAUAGAAAAAUUGUAGAGGUAUUUGAUUAAUAAUCUAUAAAAAAUAAUUUCAGAAUACCUAAAGAAUUUUAGGAUAGAUUACCUACAAUAAGAGAAAUUGCUGAUAUUUCUAACUCAAUAUACUGAAUAAUCUAACACUUUGGUUUGCAAUGAUAAUGAAAAAUUGAAAAAAAUCAAACAAAGAACACAGAAAUGGAAUAAAUUUGAGCAAUAACUUGUGUAUUAUUCUAGCAUUAAUAUUUCACAAUAUUAUGUCGACAAAUCAAUUGAUUGUAGAUGGAAACUUUUAUUUACCUAUUACAUAAUAAUUAUCGGAACAAAUAUCACUUUAAAUUUGAUUGAAUUAAUUAGAUAUUAAUAAAGCUUUUGUAGAUUAUAGGGAUUGGAUCACUCGCUCAUUUAUAUUAAUUAAAUUGCUUACAUUGCAUGCAAAGUUGGAAUAUUGAACAUCAUCUAUUAAGAAUUUACAAAUACUUUACCCAUCAAAGUCAAAGUUCCCUUAUUGAACCAAGUUGUAUUUAGUUGCAUAUUUCCAAUUUUAUCCAUGCCACUUUAUAUCUUUGAUUUUGUCCAAUGUCAAUACAGGAUUAAAAUAUUUACCCUUGAUUAAAGUCUCAAGCUCUUGAAUUUAAUAGACUGGCUAAUUCUGUCCUUAUUUAUCCUAAUAAUAAUAAUUUAAUCCUGCUGCAGGAUCUAAAUUUCAAGUCAAGCGUUGUAAAAAGUCAUGUAAGAAUUGCAUAUAUAAUAGGAAAUACAUGAAGAUAGCUUAUUACAUUUCCUUAAUUAUUGGUAAUCUUUUGAAAAUAUUAUGCCUGCGAUGAUAAUGGAGAACUAUUACUUCAUAUUUUCAGUAGUAUUGAUGUGCUACUUGUCUAUAUAAAAAUAUUUCUUUCACAAAAUACCAUUUUAAUAGAACUCUUAAGAUAUAGAAAACCAUAAAAAUCCAAGGUCUAUAAAAUCAUGA